Marasmius oreades (fairy-ring Marasmius) is the source of this 1206-nucleotide messenger RNA. RefSeq lists its product as uncharacterized. NCBI's taxonomy places the organism in Eukaryota, Fungi, Basidiomycota, Agaricomycetes, Agaricales, Marasmiaceae. The transcript has 11 exons. The record is from RefSeq and is a predicted model, not a curated record. Gene Ontology annotation, molecular function: S-adenosylmethionine-dependent methyltransferase activity. The coding region runs from base 1 to 1206 and encodes 401 amino acids.
AUGCCACACUCACACUCUGACGCAGAGAUCGAAGAAGAACAACGUCACUUUUCAAACGUGGUCACAACUUUUCAAAGAUACGCGUCUUAUUCCAUAGCAACCAACAAUCGACGUCGAAAAGACAUCUUCACGCUGCCCAAAUCCGAUCAGGAAUUGCUCACUUCGCUUGGGUACAAGGAAAAGUUAGAUGCGGUGGAUAAGGCUAUAUUCGCCAAUGCCGAGUUUUUGAGCCAGAUUAUUGCGGAUCCUGAGAUAUUUGGACAUGAGGUUGGUGAUGCUACGGAUGGAGAUGGGAAUGAUCUGAAUCCAUAUCUUUCUGGGCAAAAACCUCACUCCCAUAGUCAUGAUCACGAACACUCGUCAGCACCGCGAAAAUCAAACAAGUAUCGACCUAAUGAAGGUGACAUGGAUAAAGUCGCAAGUACCCUCAAGCAGUUCGUACGUGACUGGAGUGAAGAGGGUAAAGAGGAACGCGAGAUGUCGUACGGACCGAUGAAAGAAGCCCUUUUGGCACAUUUCCAUGAUGUUCCGGAACGUGAGAGGCGAAAGUUGCGCGUUCUCGUUCCGGGUGCAGGCUUAGGACGGUUAGCAUACGAUGUAGCAAGUCUUGGCUUUACUUGCCAAGGAAACGAAUUCUCGCAUUACAUGCUCCUCUCUUCCUACCUCAUCCUCAACAAAACAACUCAAGCAAAAUACCACACUAUCUACCCUUAUAUCCAAACCUUUUCCAACGUUCAAAACCGGGAAACUCUCCUCCGAGCGAUAUCCAUCCCAGACGUCGUGCCCUCUCUCCCCCGCAACUCGGAUUUCUCGUUGGUUGCGGGUGAUUUCGAGGAGAUUUAUGGGAGUGGACAGGAGUUAGACGUGAACGGGGAGGAACCGCAGUCUGGGAUGUGGGAUGCGGUCUUAACUUGUUUUUUCAUUGAUACGGCGAAGAAUAUUGUAAACUAUCUCAGGACAAUACAUCGGAUUCUUGCUCCUAGUGGGGUAUGGAUUAACAUGGGCCCCCUAUUGUGGCAUUGGGAAAACAACACCACGAACGAUCCCUCUGUCGAGUUGGAUCUAGAAGAAGUCAAAGAGCUCGCUCGGAAAAUCGGUUUCCAGAUCUCUCACGAGAGGACGAUAGACGCUACGUACGUCACGAAUUCAGAAGGAAUGCUAGGAUAUACUUAUCGUGCGGCUUUUUGGACUGCGACGAAACUGUAG